This is a messenger RNA of Oryzias latipes (Japanese medaka), 1731 nucleotides long. It is a transcript of the gene srpx2, whose product is annotated as sushi-repeat containing protein X-linked 2. Gene Ontology annotation, biological process: cell-cell adhesion; positive regulation of synapse assembly; positive regulation of cell migration involved in sprouting angiogenesis. The record is from RefSeq and is a predicted model, not a curated record. Lineage: Eukaryota; Metazoa; Chordata; Actinopteri; Beloniformes; Adrianichthyidae. Gene Ontology annotation, molecular function: signaling receptor binding.
CAGCAGGAACGUCCUGGCGUGGAGGGGCGCCGUUUCCCAGCAAAACGAGGUCCUGAACGUCUUUGUGCGACACUAACUGCAAACCUAGAUCGGGAUUUACCUGCACUUUUCUAUCAGAAACCACCCAGGAGCAAACACAGCUUUUUUACUUUCUAAUUUUUCUCUGUUAGUAUCUUUUUUCUUCAGACAUGCUCCUCAAUAGAGCCGUUCUUCUAUUUAUCUUAAUGUCCCUCCUUGUUCCAGUUGGAGCAGACACAGAGUACGACAGCUACAACCAGUCGGCAGAAGAUGAAUCUCCACAGCUCGACUACACAUACCCUUACUGGUGUCAUUCCGUGAGCCUGACCAACGGCGAGGUGACCUGCCAUUCUCCUAGAGGUGGGGGCUACCGGGGCACCCUGGGGAGCCGCUGUAAAAUGACCUGCGAUCGAGGGUACAGGCUGAUAGGAAGAAGCUCGAUCCAGUGCUUGGCCACCCGCCGCUGGUCUGGGACCGCCUACUGUCGCAAGAUCCGCUGCCAUGUGCUGCCCCUCAUUCCUCACGGUAGAUACACCUGCAGUCAAGGCUUCUACGUGGACUCCAGGUGUGACUUCACCUGCAGGUUAGGCUACCGCAUUGAGGGGGAGCACUCCCGCACCUGCCUUCCCUCAGGAGCAUGGAGUGGGGUGCAGCCGGUGUGUUCAGAUACAGACCCUCCAAAGAUUAAGUGUCCUCCAUCCAGGCUCAAGGUCGCCGACCCUGGAAAGCUCACCGCCAGAGUGACCUGGGACCCCCCCACUGCCACAGACACAGCCGACAAAUCCCUCAACAUAGUAUUGGUGGGCCAAAAUCCAGACACUGAUUUCCAAGAAGGAGCUCAUGUUAUCAGAUACAAAGUGUACGAUCAAGCCAGGAACAGAGCUGCCUGCAAGUUUAUCGUACGUGUCGAGGUGAGGAGGUGUCCAGACCUACCCUCACCUCUGCACGGUUACUUGAGCUGCACCUCUGUGAAGAAUAACUAUGGUGCAACCUGUGAAUACCACUGUGACGGAGGAUACGAGCGCAAGGGGGUGUCCUCCCGUGUCUGCCAGUUCAAUCGCAGCUGGAGCGGGGGUGCUGCUGAGUGCACCCCCAUGGAGUUGAAGUCGGAUGUAAAUACAAGUUCUGCGCUCCUGGAUCAGUUCUAUGAAAAGAGGCGACUGCUGAUUGUAUCUGCACCCAACAUUUCUGAUCCCGACUACCAGCUGCAGAACCUCAUGAUUCAAAAAUCUGAUUGUGGGUUAGACCUGCGACAUGUAACAGUCAUCGAGCUCCUGGGUUCUCCGCCUCAGGGGACGGGCCGCAUCAAAGAGAAUCUGCUUCAGUCUGAUGUCAUCGAGGGUCUGAGGCAAGCCUUCAGAAUCUCCAGAACCUACUUCAGCAUGGUGCUGCUGGAUGAGCGGGGGCUGGACCGUGAACGCUUCAUUACUCCCGUAUCUCAGGAGGAGCUGUUCUCCUACAUAGACAGCUUCCUGCUGGAUGAGGAGGAACGCGAGAGGCUGGACCUCCACAGAGACUUCUGUGACUAAAUUCAGAGUUCUCAGGCUGAGGAGGAGGACUGACAACCAAAACCCAGAUCCAAAGAUAGAUUUGUAAAAAAUAUUUAAAGAAUAAACGGGCUUUUCUGAUUCAAUGUGAUCACAAAACACAGAAGAGCAAAUACUGAGGGAGAUUCAUAUGAAGAAAACGAUUAAAAUAUGCUGAGAUAUUGGA